UUGAAUGUUAGGAGGUCUUCUUGUAUUUUGUUGGAGUGGAUAAAAAUGUGGUUUUAGGAUGAAUAGGGACAAAAAAAGAAGACAGAAAGAUCAAAUGGGGCUUUUUUAAGAAGGGAAGGGAAGGAGAGGAUGACUUUCCAAAGGAACAGGGAAAAGGGUAUUUUACUAUAUAGAAGAAGGGAGUCAUUGUGAGGGAGUGGGGGUUUUUCUUGUACAUGGAAAUGAAAAGAGCGUGUUUCUGAAAGAAGGUGAGGACUGUGUUAACAGGACAGAUGGAGAAGGUGAGGAUUUUUCCUUUUUCUGAAAAAGAAGGAGGCGGGGCUGCAGACAGCAUUCCCGGACACAUUGUGUGGCGUUGUCACGGCAACAGGGUGCACAUUAUUCAACGGCGUGCCGUAUGAAUAGGAGGCUCAGUGUUCAACAGCCCUUCCGGCAGGAUGGUCCGGCUGAACGAGGAUGGCGCUGUCAGUCGGACGCCGUUUUGAUAUGAGUGCCUCUUCUUCAAGUCUGGCUGCGUUUGGAAAUGAGCACCAUGGUUUUGGGUGUGAGGAAGAGAAGGCACUGUGAGAGAGAGAAACAACAUGACGUGGAAAUCCUUUCUCCUCCUCCGAAGGAGAAGGAGAAGAAAAAGAGGCCGAUGUCACAGAUCAGCGGUGUGAAAAAGGUCACACAAAGCCCGGGUUUGGCGCCUGCCUCCAUCCCUCGCUUUGGAGUCAACACACCACACGAGAACCUGCUAGCCAAGCAAUUUGAGGAUAUCGAUCGUUGGGGUAUGGAUAUAUUCAAAGUAGCAGAAUAUUCUGGAAACCGUCCUCUGACAGUGACCAUGUACACCAUUUUCCAGGAGCGAGACCUUCUGAAAACCUUCGAUAUCCCAGUUGACACCUUCAUCACCUUCAUGAUGACCUUAGAGGACCACUACCAUGCAGACAUAGCUUAUCACAACAGCAUCCACGCAGCUGAUGUGGUGCAGUCUACCCACGUCCUCCUCUCCACCCCGGCUUUAGAGGUGGUUUUCACAGACCUGGAGAUCAUUGCCGCUCUGUUUGCCAGUGCUAUCCACGAUGUUGACCACCCAGGAGUCACCAACCAGUUCCUCAUAAACACCAGUUCAGAGCUGGCGCUGAUGUAUAAUGACGCGUCAGUUUUGGAAAACCACCAUCUCGCUGUGGGCUUCAAACUGCUGCAGGAGGAAAACUGUGACAUCUUCCAGAACCUCAGCAAGAAACAGAGAGACUCUCUCCGCAAGAUGGUGAUUGACAUGGUGCUGGCCACAGAUAUGUCCAAACACAUGAACUUUUUGGCAGACAUGAAGACAAUGGUGGAGACCAAGAAAGUCACAAGUUUGGGAGUCCUUCUACUAGACAACUACUCUGACCGUAUCCAGGUUCUGCAGAACAUGGUCCAUUGUGCAGAUUUGAGCAAUCCAACCAAACCGCUGGAGCUUUACCGCCAGUGGACGGACCGCAUCAUGAAGGAGCGUUUCACCCAGGGAGACAGGGAGCGGGAUAGAGGCAUGGAGAUCAGCCCCAUGUGUGACAAACACAACGCCUCCAUAGAAAAGAGUCAGGUGAGCUUCAUUGACUUCAUUGUGCACCCGCUGUGGGAGACCUGGGCCGACUUAGUGCACCCCGACGCUCAGGACAUCCUGGACACACUGGAGGACAACAGGGAGUGGUACCAGAGCAUGAUCCCCCGCAGCCCCUCGCCUUCCACCCCAGAAGAGCACCAGGCUGAGGUGGGACCAGCAGCUUUGGGAGCAGGAGCACCCAUUCCUUCUGGAGGAGGAGGAGGGGACAAGUUCCAGUUUGAAUUAACUCUGGAGGAAGAGGAGGAAGAAGAGGAGGAGGCAGAUUCUGACCUUGAGAGCCCCAUAGAGAAUGAGUCUCAGUCUGCUGCGGAGAGGCACCGAGACUCCUCCUCCCCAUCUCUUUCUCCAGACCCCCGCAGCAGCAGCGGCAGGUACCGUCCCCCUUCGCCUCACCCAUCUCGGACCUUGAACCUGGCUGCCAUGUCGGUGCGGAGCCCCAGCCCUCAAAGAGCGCCAGUCUCCCCAGGGCGGGAAGGUGCCGACACGGACAGAGAACUGAGCCAGGAGGGCGACGGAGUGGCCUGCCUGCGUUUGGGCACAUAAUGACCAGCACAACCUGCCCUGCCUGAGAGACACGGGUGCUGGAUGUAUGUCGAUGGAGGCAGGGCAAGCCUUUACCAAUAAUGUCUGUAAAAUCACCACAGUCCCUUUACACUGGAGACACCCACUCUGGAGAACAGAGGAAUGUUCCCCCUCUGUUUUAGGUUUCGUUUUUCAGCAGGGAGAAUAGUUUUUGCCUAUCUUUGGGUGCCUGAUAGGCCAUCCUGGUUUGUUAUAGCUUCAGUUUGGAGAGUCCCAGACAGAAACAAAGAAAACGAAACUGCUGCGUUUAUUCUGGGAAGAAGAACGAAGCUGAGGCCUGUACUCUAACAAGAGGUAACAAGGUAAAGGAAAUGUCUUCCUUCAAAAUAACUGUGACAUUUGAACGCGAGCAGCGAAUGAGGACCGCAGUGGUGUGACAGGGUCUUGGAAAUUAUUUUGCACCAUAGUUUCAGUUUAAGGUAUAAAAUUAUUGAGUCCUCGUUGGAUUAAGUGAGUCUGAUUUCUUUAAGAAUGAUGUGAGAGAUGAAUCAUUUUACCAAAUACGGGAUGUAAAUGAGAAAAAUCGGUGGACCUUAACCUCAGGGUAUGAAGAGAAACAUAAAUCUAAUGUAGCACAGAUGUACUGGGUACCCCCUAACCUGACCACCACCCCAAACAGUCUUUCCAGUUUGAUUUACCUCCAAGCCGGACAAAUGAGACUUUAACCCAUGGUGUGUCUCUACAUUUAAUCAAAACCCUUUAAUAUACAAUUUGGCAACUUACAUACUUAAACCAGCUUGUAGCACCACAGAAACUGAACACUGAAGAAGACUUUACCCCAGUCUCACCUGUUGAUACUAUAAGACACCACCUGUAUAAUUAGUUUAAGCUUUAUUUUAUUUUGUACCUGUAAUGACUUUUAAUGAUGUCAUUGUUCUGUUUUGAUUUUCGACCUGUUCCUUGUUGUACAUUAGCUGAUCUCGUCUGUGGUUAAGUGCUUAAAAAGCAUUUGUUUUGUUCGGUUUUUUAAAUCAGGGUGCCUCCAGUCCGCAGUAGCACUUUACUGUCUCUGCCAUUUCAGCUCUUCUGUUCAGUCACAAAAAAAGGGCUUCACCCACUGUAGGCCUGCUGAUCACAAAAACACAGUACAAAGCAUUUGACUAAAGGUACCAGAAGGCAGGGCGGGAAACUAACCAGUUUUCACAAACUAGCGUCUCAACAAAGGAUUUGAUGGCGUGCAACAAUAAUAAAGUUCCUAUUCAUCUACCGGUCAGAUAAUAUCGGAAUUCUAGGACUGCAUCUGUUUGUUUUGAGACAGUCCAAAGGUGUGCAAACUCCAACAACUGUAGGUGAAAUAUAAAACUCAGCCUCCCACCUCUGACCCAAACUGAAUUUGUUCUUAUAAAAGAAUAAUGCUGGCAAAAACCUUCUUUUUUUUAAUAAUCAGCAAACAAUGAACCACAAGUAUUGUGUGGCAUCUGUUCUAUAGAUGUUCCAUAGAUGCACAUGCUCCCUAAUUAUAAUUUAGUCAGUUUUUGUUCAAUCCUAUUUCUACCAUCCUGAUGAAAAUGUGUCCAACAAAGAAACUGUUCAUUUUUUAAAGGCUCCCACAUGUUUGUUGGGAAACACUAUUCAUGCAGUCACAUUAUUUCUGUCUGUACUGCUACAAUUAAAAUCAGCAGCUACAGCUACUACUGUUUUGAAGCUCUGUGAACAUCUAUGCUCAUUCAAAUGUUUUGUUUUGUUUUUAAAACCAACAUUUGUGUAGUGCUUAUAAGAGAUUAGAGAGAUUAUUGAGGAGAUUUGUGCUUAUGUCCAGGGAAAUUUAAGAUUUACUGCUUGUUUCUUGUAAAAGUAACAAGUAUUCUACUAUAUUACUUCUGUAACACGUGUAUUCAUCAUGUCUUUCAGAUCAGAUAGAAUUCCCAAAACUCUCCGAGCAUCCUGUUAACUUCCAUCCAAGGAAGCCACUUGGAUGUUUGACAAACUAUCAGUGUGUGCAUUUAUAAUGGCUGACAGAUGGAAAUUUAAAAGCUUCAGCCAUGCUAUAAGUCUAGAUGUUGAGCCGUCAACCAUCUGAUCUGAACAGAGCGGGGAAGACAAACCAGCAGCGUAGUUCAUCACAGGCUUUGACACCUGUUUGAUUAAGUCAUACUUGAGCUCAGAGCACUUUAUAAAAGAGGCCAUUGCUGUUGAUUUUGUUUUUGUAGGUAUUUUAGAAAAUGUAAAAAAUGCCAGCCUUAUCCUUUAAUGGUAAAAUGUUGUUUCGACACACAAACCUUCAAACCUCAGUCAAAAGUAAAACAUGUUUACACAUCUGAACUAAAGAUGCUGCUUCUAAAUUGCUUUAUUUUCCAUAAAAAAACCAACGAGGAUCUUUGAAUUCUAAAAUCCUAGCGGUGUGUUUUCCUACCCUGCCGACAGAUACCGAUGUAGAGAUCAGAGAGAGCUCGGGUGGCAGAAACAAGUCACCUGUAGUUCAUCCUAAACAGACUGUGCUCCAUCAGCUCUUAUUUGGUAGAUAGUGCUCGACUGGGAUAAAUGUGUGCCACAAGUGUUGACAACACACAAACACCUGCCAGCCUACAAUGCUGUACAUUUUUACACUAGAGAUUUUAACCUGAUGAUUGUAUCAAAGUCAUUAACUUUAUAGUGUUAGUUUUUACAAAUGAUACACGUUAACAGUAUUUAAGGCAAACGAUUCAAUAGAUUUUGUGCAGCUUUGGAUCCGUCUGUUCAGUUCUUUCCUAAUCAGAUAGCUGAGACUCGAGGAUGUGUGUAGUUUCAGGUGUUUCAUGACUUUGUCUUUCUGUACCAAGUACACAUUCAGCCUAGAACAGUGUUUGUCGCUGUCACUGAGGUAGAAAGACCGGGAAGUAAGCAAGCACUACGCAACAUACGAUGCACUUCCCAGUCAGGCAGUAGUAGAAAACACUAGUCCAACAGUAUUUCAUUAUUUCAGCUAGUAAGCUUUAUUGAUCAGCCUUACGUGGUUUAUAAACGUUUUGAGCCUUGUGCUAAAGGACCACUGUGAUGAUUUCGAAAUGCUGAUCCUCAGACUGUUGUUCCAUUCAUUUUUCCGUGGAGAAAGAGGAAAGUGGGAAAACUGUUGCCAGACUUACAUUUUUUGAGAACGUUUACAAAGUGUGCAAAAGAAGAUUUUUUUCAAAGGCUCCAGAUUUAAAGACAGUUUAAAGGUCUAAUAAAAAUAAUUGUGAGUAGAUAUGUCAUAUUAAAAAUGUCUCCUAUUAAACCAUUCUACAUUGUAAUCAGAGCAGUUCAGUUUUUACAGUAAAUUUUACUCAUUAGCAUAUUUAGAUAUCAGUAUCCAGCUGACCACAGAUGCCUUCGUAUGACAGAAGUGUCUGCAUUUGGCUAGUUUUAUUAAUUAUCUAGAGUAACAGGCUGAAUGUAAGCCAGUGAACCUCAAAGCCUUUGAGCAUCACCCUGAAAGCAAACAUUUUCAAAACACUGCAUUUUAAACGUCUGUUUUUGUUACAUCAUCAAAAAACAUGUAUCAUGUCAAAAGUUGGUUUGUGGUUCGUCAGCCAUGAGUCAAGAUCCUUUAGCACUGGUUGGUUUUGAUCCAGUCAAACAGCUUUCUAUCAGGAGAAAACCUAUUUUAGUUACAUGUUUGCAUAGUGUAGCCAUGUUCACAUGACUACAUUAUCAAAGAGCACAAACAAAGAGCAAAAACAAUGGUUUUACCCCCCCAAAGAAGUUUAUUAUAUUUGUACUACAUUUAAUUAAAGAAUAAUCGUCCAAAAAUGUAAAAACACAUUUAAAAAUGUGGCUUCUGAGAUUAAACUGAUUUUUCUCAGAUGUGCCACAACAAAUAAUGUGUUUCCAGUUAGUCAUUAUUUUCUCUUAUUGUAACAAAAAACAAAUUAAAAGCUCAUAUUUUUAUCUUGUGUGAUACUUUAAGUAGAUAUACAGCAACAGUUUUCUGACAGCAGGUGUAAUUUGCUCAGCACUUAACAGUCUGAGGAGUUUCAGCAGGUUAAACUCAGCACCGUGGCUCUUUGCAGGAAGACGUCAGUGCCAUACAGCGCCAUCUGUGUCGGUGAGCGGGAGCGUUCCCGCUUCUACACAGAGACUGUGUUGCACUGACACCGCCUCCACCCACGUCCAUGCAGUCUUGUUCUUUCAGCCUCUGUGUCGUGCAAACUUCUAUAGAGAUAUUUAUUCUUCAGAUGUGUCUGUCAAUACAAAGUACUGUAACAUAGGAUGUCUGAUUUUAUGUUCUGGAGCCUAAAAAUCAAGUAUACUUCACAAGUAUGUAUCCACCUGCCACUCCGAUGUUUUUGCCAGAGAAAUUAAAUCUAUUUUUGUUUCGCAUUUUAAGCCAAAAGAGUCUCGGGAGUUCAGGGUGUUUUAAGUGGAAAAUGCCAAUAAAUUAUAUGGAAAUUU
Neolamprologus brichardi is the source of this 6523-nucleotide messenger RNA. The record is from RefSeq and is a predicted model, not a curated record. Lineage: Eukaryota; Metazoa; Chordata; Actinopteri; Cichliformes; Cichlidae.